Molecule: messenger RNA, 2350 nt
Organism: Paraphaeosphaeria sporulosa
Lineage: Eukaryota; Fungi; Ascomycota; Dothideomycetes; Pleosporales; Didymosphaeriaceae
Exons: 4
Coding region: 1-2151 (716 amino acids)
Biological process (GO): regulation of DNA-templated transcription
Molecular function (GO): zinc ion binding; DNA-binding transcription factor activity, RNA polymerase II-specific
Source: RefSeq, a predicted model, not a curated record
AUGACCGGCGAAUUUGGCCGGUCGGAUUUAUCGAUGCUCCGAACGCUGCACCGUGUAAGCUGGAAUCGGGGGCGAUGGACCCAUCAAACACUCAGAGAGAGGGAAUCUCCCAUCGUAUCACAGCAUUUCUACGAAAGUUGCCCAGCAGCACGUCUUAAACAAGUCGAGGCAAAACACACCGAGGGCUGCGUCCACAUCAUCGUCGACUGGUUGCCUAUGGUACUCAAAGAGUACUGUGCAAGCCGGGACUACAAGGAAACUACCAGUAGAGAUAUUUGCGCCACGCAGACGUCAUUCAGAAUGUCAGCCGUAGAUGUUUUUGAACCGAUCAGCCAAACUACGGAACGAUUGCACUUUUGUUCCCUCUGCAAAAAGCCGUUCAGUCAGGAAACCUCAUGUGCACGGCACAUCAAAUAUUGCCGGCGCCGCGCUUCUCAGCAACGGCAAUCUCGGCCCCAGGCUUGUCAUACAUGCCGGUUGGCCAAAACAAAAUGCGAUUUCAAAGAUCCAUGCAGUCGUUGUGCCAGAAAGCAGCUUGCGUGCUCCUACGGGGGUAAAGUUGCUCCGAUUCACGACUCUCGUCCCGGUCAAAUUGAGAGAGUGCCCUCUCAUGGGACACUUUCACCCGCUCAUCCGGAAAGCGACAGUGUGACGGGUCUUGGAAGGUCUGAAAACGCACCGCUAUUCUCAUUGGACGAAUUGGCAGACAUCGAUCUCUUCGAUUCCUUCAGCGCAGUAUAUCCACCUUUAGGCGACUUCCAGAGAGGCUCAACUCCACGUAAAGAUCUUUCCCUACCGCACAUCUUCGUUAACGAAGCGGGCAGAGGAAUAAAUCCCUUCGAACCUAGCUCGGCUUCCACUCUCGCCUCAUCUUCUCCCCACUCCCUUCUAUCUCAGACACCACUCUCCCUUGCCGUUCCCAUCACAUCCACAAUCACCCAGCCAACACGACCGCCAACCUUCCUAUCCAACGGCACCCGCAACUUCCUCCUCUCGAUCAUAAACUCCUACCCACGCAUGCUCGCCCAAGGCACCAUCCUCCCCCCCUUCAUCCACCCCCUCGGCAGCCGCCUCCACUUUGACGGCCGUCCCUCUGAUGCCCACACAAUCAACCCUGACUGCUCGAACACUGCCACAACUCAACUCCUAGAACCACUCGAAACACUCACAACCAUCGCCCGCCUCUUCCACUCUCAUCCUCCAUCCAACACCGACUUCCUCUGGCGCACCAUCUCUACCGAAUCAGCGCAAAUUGACUCCACCCUGCGCACUCUCUCCCUCGGAUCAACCCUCGCUGCGCUCCAAUCCACCAUGCUCUAUGGUACUAUGCGCGUCCUCCUCUCAGGCCGUUCCUACGCCGCCAUAAACGCCGGCAUCGUGCGCUCGAUGGAGAAGCUGGCUGCGCGGUGUGUCGCGCUCACGGGUGCGGCGUUCAGCGUGCGGCAUAGGAAGGCGGGUGGAGGUGGAGGGAGGCCGAGCUGGGAGGAGUGGAUCUGCGAGGAAACAAGGAGGAGGGUGUCAGUGGUUUGUUUCAUUACUGCGCUGACGAUUGGGGCGCAGGCGGAUGAUCCGAUCGUCAACCCGAAUAACCACGUUCUGCCGUCUAGUAAGGCGCUUUGGGAGGCGCGGACGAGGGAGGAGUGGGAGGACUUGUAUGAAGGACAAUACACCAGUGACAACCGACCGCGGCUCGAAACAGUCGGUGACCUCGUCAUUGCGAAGCUUGGACGUGGGAGUCGGAACGAGGGGCGUGCAGGUAGAGGCGCCGUAGAUGAGAUGAUACGACACCCAUCUUUCAUCACGUUUUACUACCGCCGCCUAGACCCACGCCAUGUAAAACACUACUUUGCUUUCCGUCAUCCUCCACCACUCAUUGCUCAUCUCCCUUCAUCUCCCUCGCCCUCGCCCUCGCCCUCGCCCUCGCCCUCACUCGCCUCCUCACGCAACACCAACACACAAAGAGGUCUAAACCUAUCAGUGCCCUAUGACCAACACAAGCACACAGUGAGGAGCGACUUACCAAAAGCUCUCAAAGUGACCAGGCCCAGCGCCACACCCACGCCCACAGAGGGCCAGUCCAGUCCAGCUUCAUCUUCGUCACCGACAAUGCAAGGCGCCCGAACGCCGGCUCGGUUCUUGGCGCAGGUGUAGAAUGUCAUCUGCAGUAGCUCUAUCGUUGGUCGUUGAAAGGGACGCUGGGACGGCUUGGUGAGGUGUGGAAAGCAACGGUGACGGUGGUAGUGCUAUCGUCUCCGCGAACGUGAGAUUGCAAACGGCUUGGGAGUUGAGAGUGACGGGCUGGUUGGAACGCGCCAGAUGAGGGUUUUUUUUUUUUUUUUUUUUUUUCGAA